Haemonchus placei is the source of this 357-nucleotide messenger RNA. The record is from the annotation of a GenBank genome assembly. Lineage: Eukaryota; Metazoa; Nematoda; Chromadorea; Rhabditida; Trichostrongylidae.
GAAAAGCCCGGAACAGCAUGGGUAGACGGCCUGAGUCUUUUGGGACCAGUUGUCGGCAAUUUUUGUAUGGACCUUGCUAUCAAGAAGGCUAAAGAUGUUGGUAUCGCCUGUGUAUCUGCUAAAGGCUCAAAUCAUUAUGGUAUCGCUGGUUGGUACAGUAUGAGGGCGAUGAGACAAGGUCUCAUUGGAAUAUCAUCCACCAACACAUCCCCUAUAAUGUUUCCAACAAGAGCAGCGAAACCAGCUCUUGGCACCAAUCCGAUAGCAAUCGGCGCUGAAGGUACUGGAGGCGAUUCUUAUCUUCUCGACAUGGCCACGACCACUGUGGCAAUCGGAAAAGUACGAGUUUUUUCUGUG